Molecule: messenger RNA, 1293 nt
Organism: Mangifera indica (mango)
Lineage: Eukaryota; Viridiplantae; Streptophyta; Magnoliopsida; Sapindales; Anacardiaceae
Exons: 4
Coding region: 294-977 (227 amino acids)
Source: RefSeq, a predicted model, not a curated record
GACUUCUUCCUGCAGUCAUAUAAUAUUACAAAGACUUGUCUAAUUGACCAAUUUGCUUCGGCGUGUGAAAAGUUCCACGUCUUUGUCUUCUCUACCAAGAUACAAAGUCCGGCCAAAUCCUCGCGCCUUUGCCUGCACCUUCCCUUAUUUUACUGUUUGUAUUUAUUUAUUUCUUUUUCACUCUAUUCUCUCCUUUUUUAAGUCCUCCUUCAUUGGCUUCCGCCACUUUCCCACAUAGACCUCAUCGAUUCUUUCUUCUUCUUUUUCUUUUUCUAUCUCUGUACAUAAAAAUUAUGGGGAAUUUCUACAAGUUAGUCAUCUCUAAAGAAGAGAAAUCACGAAGAGUUUUGCGAGGUGUUAAGACUGUGUUCUUCCUGAUCACCCUGUUGAUUUCUUUGUUGCUUUUUUCUGCGCCGGUUUUGCUUGUUAUUGCUGAUACUCUUCUUCCUUCUGCGCUUCUCUCAGCUUCUCUUUCUCCUUCUUCUUUAUCCCUCGAAACCCUCUCCACCCACUUCACUAACUACGACUUUCGUUACUCUCUCAUCGACAUACCUCUUAUCUCCAUCAUCCGAUCCGCCGCCAUCAUCUGUGUUUAUGCAUUGUGUGACGGGCCACGGCUUUCAAGAGGGCCGUAUCUGGGGAUUACAACUGUGUGUUCAGUGUUAUCUCUAAUUUUUGUUUCAUUAAAGGCUUCCUUUGUGUUCAGUGUUUCAAACAUGGAUCGAGGAGGGUAUGUGAGAGCCAUGGAAAUGGCUUUAUUCAUCUCUUCACUGGUUUUAGCCAUUGGACAUAUCGUGGUGGCUUACAGAACAAGUUGCAGAGAAAGAAGAAAACUCCUGGUUUACAAAAUUGACAUUGAAGCUAAGAAAUCAAAUGAUCAAAUCAUAAUAACAUGUGCGGCAUGUGCUCAGGUUUCAGCUGCAAAGAAUGGUUUUCCAAGGUAUCAGAAGAUUCUCAAGGAAGAAAGAGUUAAUUAAUCAUUCAGCACAUAAAUACAAGCAACAUAAUUAUAUAUUUUUUUGGCGCAUCAUAGUAAGAGUCAAAUUUCAGAUUCAUCUGAAGAUUCAAUCAAGAACAAGUUCGCAGGCGGCUAAAUAUAAGUAAACAACUGAAAACCAAUUAUAUGCAACAAGAAAUUACAUUAUGUGGAAGUGGUGGGUCAAGUUUUAUUAGCUAUAGAUAUUGCAGGGGAUGCAUAAAUAUUCAUCUCUGUAAUUUAACAUGUACAGAUUGUAAUCACAUAGUGAAAGGUUAUCAAGUUUUAAAAGAAGUGGCCGAAGGCCUUUUUGAUGA